UGGGGAAAGACGGCGCACGCUUCGUGCAUAAAGAAAUUUUCCAAAAAAUCAACUUUUUGCAUCAAGUUUGUGGUUUUAAAAAAAUGUUUAAUUGUUUGAAAUUCAGGCUAAUAUGGAGAGAUAUCACACUGACGUCAUUUGCGUGAUUUGUCACUGGUUCCGUUAGGGUCAAAACCCUGGCCCUGGUUCCGAUACUGCCGAUAGUAGGGUCAAAACCCUGGUUCAUGAUUCCGAUAGGGUCAAAACCCAGGUUAGGAAUAGAUUUAGGGGUAAAACUCCGAUAGGUAAAUUAUUAGAAAACCUCCCACGAUGGCCGCCAUCUUGGUUGACACAACCAGUUAAUUUUGUCACUAAUGUAUCCCUUAAUCGAUCCCUAUGCCUACCUUGAACCCUAAUUCACUGUAACUAUAAAAACACGCAAAUGACGUCACGGGGUGAAAACUAAGAAUCAGCCCUCCGGGGUAGUAUAGCAUCGGUAAUUAAAAUAGACCCAAAACAGCUUUAAUAAAAUAAAAUACACCCAAAAUUGCUUUAAUACUUAAUAAUAUAAAAUACACACCACAAAGCUGUAGUUAAAACAGUUUUUAAGUUUAUUUAAAGCACUAUUUUACUCUGAACCAAAACAGACUGUCUAAUCACAGAUAGUCUUCCUGUCUAAUCACAGAUAGUUUUCGACAAGCGUAAUCAGGAAGUUUGGAAACAUGCCUGUGCGCCGAAACUGGUUACGAUAGGCAAAUUCUUACAGAUAUGACGGAGACAAUGCACGACUAGUUCCUAAUUGUCUUCUCAACUGCCGCUUCGCUCUCAUCCACAUUUUUUCGAUGUCCGAUUUAGGGUCCAGGUUAGGUCAUUGUUCUCAUCAUGCAGACUUUCCGAUGGUUGGUCUGUAAGUGGGUUCCUUCCCAAUUUUCACAUUGAUAUCGCCAAGUACUAUUUUGGUGUCAUGGCCUGGUGCCUCAUCAAAUACUCUUUCGAGUGAUUCGUAGAAAGUUUCCUUCAUGCUUUCAUCGGUAUCUUCCGUUGGUGCAUGUGCGCAGAUUGACGUCAUGUUUAACAUUUUUCCUCUUAUCCUUAUGGAGCAUAGUCUGUCACCCACUGGUUUAAACCAAAUGACCGCAUUUACUGUCACUCUUUUGACUGUAAACCCUGUUCCUAAGGUGUUUGUUUUGUUUCCACUGUAGAAUAUUGUAUACCCCUUAGUACUUAGGAUGUCUGAGUCUUUCCAUCUGAUCUCCUGCAGUGCCAUACCCACAAUUCUAUAUCUUAGCAAUUCGUCACUGAGGCGGGCCAAUGCUCCCGCUCUAUAUAGACUAAGUACAUUCCAGGUCGCUAUCCAUAUAUCCUAUUUUUGUUCAGGCAUGGGUCGAAAUCCAAAAUUAUCAGUCCAUUUUUCUGUAUAUGGUUUGACUUUUGUAACACUUGAUUUUUUACGUGACAGCAUUGUCAGCCCUGCGCACAACCGUCUGGGGUCCCUCUAUCCUAUGUGGAUCCCUCCACUUCCUACAAGGCAGAAGGUACUGAUUUUGGUCCGCCCCGGGUAUUUUAUUUCACGGGUAUCCACCAUAUUUGGUGGGCUUUCCUCUAUCCGCCACCUGGGGAGGCGCUCGAUAGAAGAUCAGUAUCUAAACAAGUAGUACACUAUUAAAUUUGUGCCAUAUCAGAAAAUUAAUAGUUGAUAAUCCCUAAUAUGAUUCUGAAUCCUACUUCUUUUUACUGGUCUAAGUAACAAUGACUUGGGCUUGGGUGCAAAUAUACCCCAAAACUCACACCUAAAUUUAACCUAAUAGUGCACCCUUUGGCAGUAAUAUAUCCUCUAAAAUAGUUGAGCAGAUGCAUAAGCAAGUUUGCCAUAAAUUCACAUCAAAACAAAUAUAAAAAUAUGUCUCCUCAAACUAAGUAUAGGCUAGUAAGUUAAGACCAUAUGUGUAUUCAUGUGAUAAUGCCAACCGAAAAAAAAAUAAUAUUGCCUUUUAGCAAGUUGAAUGUUUUUAAAAAUAUAUGACUCUCUAUUCUUGCAUUAUAAUUUGUAUCUAUUUCAUGAGAAGUAAUUGGAAUAAUAAUUUAAAUUUGCUUUCCUGGCUUAAAAUAAUUAAAAAUUAAAACACAAGCAAAUUUUAUCACUGCAUAGAUUUUGAAUUCUUUAGAUUGAAGAUCAUAAAAACUUUGAAAGAUGAAAAUGCUAAAUUUAAACUAUCUAGGAAAUAACGAAUUUGUUUAAAAUUGCCUUAAAUUUUAAAGUUAAAACUGCUUUAAUGACACACAAGGAGAGUUGGGAUACAAAUUUUAACAAACCAAAAAACACAUCUGCAAAUUUCAAUUCAAUUUUUAUAUCAUAGGCAGCAAGAUUAGUUUUACAACAUGAUCCAAGCAAUUAUCAGUUAUGCCAAUAUUAUAUCUCUACGAUGAGGACUGUGGCGCAGAAACACGUGAUCAGAAUGUAAGUAGUUACCUACAAUGUUAAAUGAACUCACCUGUUAAAUUGUUUUUCAAGCAAUCUAGUGUAACCAGCAAAAUGAACCAUUUUAUAGAAACAGUCUGGCGACAUCUAAAUUUGUGAGCCCUCAGGAACAGAAAAUGAUUGUGUUGAUAAAGUGUUAAGUUUACUGAAGCACAUUUGCUCUCUGCAAUCUGAAUAUAUUACCGUUAUUAUAUAUAACUGAAUAUACUACUUAUCAAUAUCUCGAUAGUUCUGAAGAUUUAUUUUUACAAUUAAAAUAUUAUAUUCUAGAAUUACGUUUGAAAUGAUUCGCAUUGGCUUUUAUGCAUUUUAUCAGAUGAUUUAGAUAUAGAAGUUGCGCCAUCUUUGUUUUGCAGUCUCAAGAAAACUAUUUGUGGCUUAGGGUAUUCAUAACACUGUAUACUUGCUCAACUGCUUCACGGCUGUUAUAUUUUUAAAUUAAUUUUUUUACACUUUUAUUAAGGGUGUUUUCAUAUCUGUCUGUCUGAUUUUUUUCCACGGAAGUACUAAACAAAAUUAUGGGAAAAAAAAUGAUGAAGCUCAUUAACUUUUGACUAGUUUUUCACACCAGUUUCUGGGAAUUUUUGGUCAAAAAUUUUAAUUUCAAUUGGCAAUUAAAAGCCUAUCACCAAAAGUAGUCACGGCACUUCAUAAUCUUUUUUUCUUAUAAAUCAUUUUUACUCCAGAUGGAAACGUAUCAUUUUAAAAAAGGAAAGCAAAAGUUUUAAUGAGACAUGUGCCUUGGGGCAAGUUUCUUAGACAUGUGCCUUGGGGCAAGUUUCUUAGACAUGUGCCUUGGGGCAAGUUUCUUAGACAUGUGCCUUGGGGCAAGUUUCUUAGACAUGUGCCUUGGGGCAAGUUUCUUAGACAUGUGCCUUGGGGCAAGUUUCUUAGACAUGUGCCUUGGGGCAAGUUUCUUAGACAUGUGCCUUGGGGCAAGUUUCUUAGACAUGUGCCUUGGGGCAAGUUUCUUAGACAUGUGCCUUGGGGCAAGUUUCUAAGGAAGUGGCUGACCGAAUACUCUGGAAUUAUCUAUGUUUCAUUAAUCAGACCAUCACAUGCAUUUUGCAGACGUUGCAAAAAAGAAAUUUAAGUGCUUACUUCAGGCUUUUAUGACAUUAAAGCACAUUUUAAAAUAAGUUAUGGAACAAAAACAAUGACAUUUUUUGUUUGAGUUUGCAAACUCAUCCAUAAAUUAUCAAGGAGGCAAAGUUUGCAUGCAUUCAAAACUUUGAAAAUUAAAUUAAAAAGUUACAAUUUGUUUAUUUUGUUACUUUUCAUUUUCACUGUACAGUUUUUCAUGCUGUGGUAGUUUUUGAUCCAGCCAGUUGCCAUGCAUUUGUUCAAUUUCAUCACCAUUAACUUAAACCCAUCCUAACGUAUUAACAUUCAAACAAACUACCAUAAUUUCAGGCAUCCUUCUAUAAAGAGAUCCUUCUGUAAGAGCUGCAAUAUCAUAUUAAUUUCUGGUCAGACUUGCAGAAUCAGAUUUCGAAGUAAGUCCUUCUAAAUUUAAUAAUUACAUACGCCAUAAAAGGAACUGACUAGCUGUUUGAAAAUUUCAAGAUACAUUUCCUGAUUUAUUUGUACUUUUCUAAUUGAAUCAAAUUGUUACUGUAACUUUAAUUGAAAUGGCUGCAUCUAUUAAAAAUAUUUAUUACAACUCAUUCACAUCUGAUGCAUUUGAGGCGUAACUAAUAUGUUUUACAUAACUUUUUGUGAAGUGUUCUUUUUCUCAGAGAGAUGUGACACAAAUGUUUUUUUGAGAGGUAUUGACUGAAAAAGUUGGGCUCAAUUUAAUUUUAGCUUUCUUCUGAAAUUUAAGUAGAUAUCUGCCAAUCCCAGAAAAGGUUUUUAAAAAAUCAUGAUAAUAGUUUAAUAAAAAUAAAAUAAAAUUUCAUAAUAAUUACUGAUUGCUAUGAAUAUUUUUCAAACAGGUAGAAGUGAGAAGCACACUGUAGUGACAUGUCUUCAUUGCGGCACUAUGAAACGUUUUAUGUGGAGACAGAAUUACAACUUGUGGCUCGAUAGACCAGAAGCUUGGCUUCCCAAUAAAAAAGCUACUGUUAAAUCUUGAGCUUUUGAUAAUUUAGAAUAAUUAAUAUUUUUGCUGCCAUGCUGACUCCAAAAUGUUUGAAGAAAGAUGGCUUGAGGAAGAUAUUUUGCUGCUACCGUAAAUUUGUACCAAACCUAUUUAUUCAAAGGACGGUAGUUUGAAUGGAAGUUUUUUGAAAUGUUAUUUGUUGGACAGAGAUUUUUUAAUUAUUUUUUUGAAGAUGUGAGUGAGACCAGUGGAAAAUAUAAAAUUUUAAUAAAUUUAAUUUUUUUUUUGUGUAUUUUUUCUGUUUAAGCUAACUUCCAUUCCAGCAAUAUGGGC
Messenger RNA from Lymnaea stagnalis (great pond snail), 4835 nucleotides. Lineage: Eukaryota; Metazoa; Mollusca; Gastropoda; Lymnaeidae. The record is from the annotation of a GenBank genome assembly.